AUGUGUGGUAUAUUCGGAUACGUUAACUUCUUAGUCGACAAGAACAGAGGUGAAAUUGUUGAUACUCUUAUCGAAGGAUUGCAAAGAUUGGAAUAUAGAGGUUAUGAUUCUGCUGGAUUUGCCGUUGAUGGGAAAUUGUUCAAUGACGGUGACAAUGGCGAAAUUAUGAGCAACAUUAUUGUCAAAUGUCCCGGAAAAGUUAAGGUCUUGAGACAAAAAGUUGCUGAUGACAAGAUUGAUAGAAGCGAUGUUUUUGAUAAUCAUGCUGGAAUUGCUCAUACUCGAUGGGCAACACAUGGUCAACCAAAAGAGCAGAAUUGCCAUCCUCAUAGAUCAGAUGCAGCCAAAGGUGAGUUUAUCGUUGUUCAUAAUGGUAUCAUCACCAAUUUCGCCGCAUUGAGAGAGUACUUGUUAUCAAAGGGACAUCAAUUCGAAAGUGAAACUGAUACUGAAUGUAUUGCCAAAUUAUUUAAACAUUUCUAUGAUUUAAACUUGAAAGCAGGUGUUUCCCCUGAUUUCAAUGAAUUGACCAAACAAGUAUUGCAUGAAUUGGAAGGUUCAUAUGGUUUAUUAGUCAAAUCAUUCCAUUACCCAGGAGAAGUUUGUGGUACGAGAAAAGGUUCGCCUUUGUUGGUUGGUGUCAAAACUGAUAGGAAAUUGAAAGUUGAUUUUGUUGAUGUUGAAUUUGAAAACAAUGCAUCGGCUGCAGUGGCUCAACAACAAAUUGGUCAAACUUUGUCAUCGUUGAAUGGACCUAAUGGUGCUACUGCCCAAGAUUUGGGUUUUAUACCUGUUGCUCCUGGUGAACAAAAUUUGAGAACUUCACAAUCUAGAGCUUUUCUUUCUGAAGAUGAUUUGCCAACACCAGUUGAAUUCUUUUUGAGUUCAGAUCCAGCUUCAGUUGUGCAACACACCAAAAAAGUGUUGUUUUUAGAAGAUGAUGAUAUUGCUCAUAUUUAUGAUGGUGAGUUGCAUAUUCAUAGAGCUUCAACAAAGAGUGCUGGUGAAUCAACCGUUAGACCAAUACAAACUUUAGAAAUGGAGUUGAAUGAAAUUAUGAAGGGCCCCUUUAAACAUUUUAUGCAAAAGGAAAUCUUUGAACAACCCGACUCAACUUUCAACACCAUGAGAGGCAGAAUUGAUUUUGAAAACAAUACAGUGACCUUGGGUGGAUUAAAGGCAUGGUUACCGACAAUCAGAAGAUGUAGAAGAAUUAUCAUGAUUGCUUGUGGUACUUCAUAUCAUUCAUGUUUAGCUACAAGAUCGAUUUUUGAAGAAUUGACGGAAAUCCCCGUUAGUGUUGAAUUAGCCAGUGAUUUCCUUGAUAGAAGAUCCCCAGUUUUCCGUGACGAUACCUGUGUUUUUGUUUCGCAAUCGGGUGAAACUGCUGAUUCUAUAUUGGCAUUGCAAUAUUGUUUAGAAAGAGGAGCAUUGACCGUUGGUAUUGUCAAUUCGGUAGGUUCAUCAAUGUCAAGACAAACUCAUUGUGGUGUCCAUAUUAAUGCUGGACCUGAAAUUGGUGUUGCUUCUACCAAAGCUUACACUUCACAAUAUAUUGCCCUUGUCAUGUUUGCCCUUUCAUUAUCAAACGAUUCAAUUUCAAGAGCAGGUAGACAUGAAGAAAUUAUACAAGGAUUGCAAAAAAUCCCGGAUCAAAUUAAGCAAGUUUUGAAAUUGGAAGACAAGAUUAAAAAAUUGUGCAAUGAUGAUUUAAAUGAUCAAAAAUCGUUGUUGUUAUUAGGUAGAGGAUAUCAAUUUGCUACUGCUUUGGAAGGUGCAUUAAAAAUUAAAGAAAUUUCAUACAUGCAUUCGGAGGGUGUAUUGGCUGGAGAAUUGAAACAUGGGGUCUUGGCCUUGGUUGAUGAUAAAUUACCCAUAAUCGCAUUUGCAACGCGUGAUUCCCUUUUCCCUAAAACCAUGUCGGCAAUUGAACAAGUUACUGCUCGUGAUGGUAGACCAAUUGUUGUCUGUAAUGAGGGUGAUGCUAUUAUUUCCAAUGAUAAAGUUCAUACUACUUUGGAAGUGCCACAAACAGUUGACUGUUUACAAGGGUUGUUGAAUGUGAUCCCUGUGCAAUUGAUCAGUUAUUGGUUGGCUGUGAAUAGGGGCAUUGAUGUUGAUUUCCCUCGUAAUUUGGCCAAAUCGGUGACUGUUGAGUAG
Messenger RNA from Lodderomyces margitis, 2160 nucleotides. It is a transcript of the gene GFA1, whose product is annotated as glutamine--fructose-6-phosphate transaminase (isomerizing). Gene Ontology annotation, molecular function: L-glutamine:D-fructose-6-phosphate transaminase (isomerizing) activity; carbohydrate derivative binding. The coding region runs from base 1 to 2160 and encodes 719 amino acids. NCBI's taxonomy places the organism in Eukaryota, Fungi, Ascomycota, Pichiomycetes, Serinales, Debaryomycetaceae. The transcript has 2 exons. Gene Ontology annotation, biological process: protein N-linked glycosylation; UDP-N-acetylglucosamine metabolic process; fructose 6-phosphate metabolic process. The record is from RefSeq and is a predicted model, not a curated record.